AUGAAGUUUGAAUUUCCUGAUGAAGAUGUGUUAUUUCUCAAAGAAUAUUACAAUAGACCAGACCCAUAUGAAGGCCCAGAACCAGGAUCGCGAUGGACGCUCAUGUUUGACGGUGCUUCAAAUGCUUCGAGAAAUGGUGUGGGAGUUGUCAUUACUUCUCCCACGGGUUUUCAUAUUCCUUUCACUGCCAUAAUAUGUUUUGAUUGCACGAACAACAUGACCGAAUAUGAAGCUUGCAUCUACGGGAUUAAAGCAACUAUUGACUUGAGAAUCAAAUUUCUGAAGGUAUACGGGGACUCAACUCUGGUCUUCAUCAAAAUUAAAGGAGAAUGGGAGAGAAGACACCCAAAUCUGAUUCCGUACCGGGAGCAUGUAUUGAAGUUGAUUACAUAUUUUGAGGAGAUCACAUUUGACCAUAUCCCGAGAGAAGAAAAUCACUUAGCAGAUGCACUGGCUACUCUGGCAUCCAUGUUUAAAGUUAAAUGGGCGAAUGAGGCCCCCUCCAUCAUCAUUAUGAGGUUGGAUGAGCCAACAUUCUGCUAUGCUAAUGAUGAAGUGCAAGAUGAUAAGCCUUGA
Molecule: messenger RNA, 576 nt
Organism: Lathyrus oleraceus (garden pea)
Lineage: Eukaryota; Viridiplantae; Streptophyta; Magnoliopsida; Fabales; Fabaceae
Exons: 1
Coding region: 1-576 (191 amino acids)
Molecular function (GO): nucleic acid binding; RNA-DNA hybrid ribonuclease activity
Source: RefSeq, a predicted model, not a curated record